Messenger RNA from Neohortaea acidophila, 792 nucleotides. RefSeq lists its product as uncharacterized. The transcript has a single exon. NCBI's taxonomy places the organism in Eukaryota, Fungi, Ascomycota, Dothideomycetes, Mycosphaerellales, Teratosphaeriaceae. The record is from RefSeq and is a predicted model, not a curated record. The coding region runs from base 146 to 688 and encodes 180 amino acids.
CAACUGAAAAAUCAUUCCAUCAUGGCCAGCGGCUACGGUCGUCGUCGCUCAUCAGUCGGUGCCGAUCCGCCAGAUUAUCAUGCACGAGGCUACGCUAACGUGCUCCAGCGGCAAGGCUCGCACCACUCCCAAGGCGUGAGCCACCAUGUCGCCCAACGCGAAGUGUCUGAUCACCUCGACUUGCAGACUCCAGACUUUCGCCUUCGAGUGUGGCAUCGUGAGCGGCAGCAGGCUGCGCGUCGUCAAGGUUCGCUUCAACAAGAGUCGCAGCAUGAGCCUUCGCAGCGUCAAGCCUCGCAUCAUGAGCCGUCGCAACACCAAUCUUCGCGUCGCGCCUCCCAUACCGGUCACAUUCAUCUUCCAUCAAAUGCCCGCAUCGUUGCUAUCGGAUCUCUUCCAUCAAAUGCUCGAAUUGUUACUCUCGGAUCACUCGCUGCUGGCGACUACGAGCCCUCACAAGUCUCUCGUCGCGCUUCGAGCGCCGGCAACAGCCAUCAUCCGUCAAACGCUCGCCUCAUUGAAGCCGGACCACAUCAACCCUCACACCACCAAGACUCACGUCGCGCCUCAAACGCCGGCCACAGUCAGCGUCAAUCGAAUGGCCUCAACGGUGUGGGAUCAUAUGCCCCUGUCAACCACGAGCCGAACAACCAGCUCGCUCGCCGUGCGACAAUCACCCCCAGGUUAGCAGGGCGUUGCCUCAGCUCGCUUUUUGCGCGUCCUUCGCACGAAGUCCGCGAGGUCAACGGGCGUUUGGUGCAGGUGCGUCCUUCCGCUGCAAAGAAAGAGGUG